UCGAUUCCCUCGGCUUGCCGUGCCGCCCCGGUGCCGAGCACAUCCUGGUCCUGGUGCCGAGCACAUUCCGGUGCCGGUCCCUGGUCCUGGCCGGGGGAUGUAGGAGGAUGCGCGGCCGAAGGUAGCCGGGCAGCGCCGCCGCCUGUCGCCUGCAAGGGCGGGCGCAGCCGCCGCCGCGGCCGUGUGGUUGUAGGCGUUCCCCGGGGAGACCGGGAAGGGACACGGCUGCUCCCCGCCUGCCCCCCCCCCCCCCCGGCGCCGGUCCCGCCCGGCUCUCCGUGCCUUUGGCGUGUGCCUGCCCGUGUCGCGGGGCCAUGGAGCGAGCGUUCACGCCGCUGGAAUGCCUCAUGCCCGCCGGGAACCUGAAGUUUUGCCUUCUGAUUCUGAACCAGCCUUUGAACAAAGGUCAUUUCCAUUGUCUGUGGAACAGAGCUGCCCUGAGAGCUUGUGCUGAUGGAGGUGCCAAUCAUCUCUACGACAUCACAGAAGGGAGCCAGGAAAGUGGAUAUCCAUGUCAUACCAAGCUGGCAUUCCAUGACAACUGGCUGCUGUUCUUCUUGCCCAACCUGCUGGAACACCUCCAGGGCUUGCAUUCAGUGCCACCACUGAAAUGCCUAGACUUCUUGCCUGAUUACAUCAGUGGUGAUUUUGAUUCCAUUCAGCCUGAAGUCAAGGAGUACUACAAGGUCAAGGGAUGUGAGUUAAUUGAGACCAUGGAUCAGGACCUCACAGAUUUCACCAAGUGCCUUCAAAUACUCCAGAAAAAGAUAGAGAAGAAGGGCCUCCAGGUCGAUGUGAUUGUGGCUCUGGGUGGACUUGGAGGGCGCUUUGACCAAACAAUGGCAUCAGUGGAAACGCUUUUUCAUGCAACAAAUAUCACUCCUUCUCCAGUGAUAGUUAUCCAGGAGUGCUCGCUGAUUUACCUGCUUCAACCUGGCAAGCACAAGCUGCACGUGGACACGGGCCUGGAGGGCCCCUGGUGCGGCCUCAUCCCCAUCGGGAGCCCCUGCGAGAGUGUGACCACCACGGGCCUCAGGUGGAACCUCACUAACCAGGUGCUGAAGUUUGGAACACUCGUCAGUACUUCCAACACCUAUGACGACUCCGGGAUUGUGACCAUCGAGACGGACAAACCUCUGCUGUGGACAAUGGCUAUCAAGAGCUAAGAUCAGCUACAGCUGCCUUUUCUGAUCUGACACGACUCAAAUUACAAAAUUUCACUGAAUUAAGACAGUAAAGCUGCUGCAUGAUGGAAGCAGGCACUGAUUUUCUGUAUUGAAUGAAAAACAAGUCUGAAAUAAAAGUCACUUGAGAUUGAAUCAAAAUUA
Molecule: messenger RNA, 1328 nt
Organism: Zonotrichia leucophrys gambelii
Lineage: Eukaryota; Metazoa; Chordata; Aves; Passeriformes; Passerellidae
Gene: TPK1
Product: thiamin pyrophosphokinase 1
Exons: 9
Coding region: 315-1166 (283 amino acids)
Biological process (GO): thiamine diphosphate biosynthetic process; thiamine metabolic process
Molecular function (GO): thiamine binding; ATP binding; thiamine diphosphokinase activity
Source: RefSeq, a predicted model, not a curated record